GCGCUGGAAAGCACGUGGAGCACAGGUUCGUCUCCUUUGUGGCACAGCAUUAUAAAUAGUCCUCAAUUUUCCUCCCACCAGGGAAAGCGCAGAACCUAACCCUCACGAAAACCCCUUCCCAUUCUGAACGCUUCUUGUUCUGUUCCCAAACCUUAACCCUAACCCCAACCCUAACCCGCGUUGGUUCUGAUUCAAUUGGUAUUGGAGGGAGGCGAUCGAACAAGGAUUCAUUCAAAUUGGUGGCUAGCAUUGAAGAACGAUGUCUGCUGCUGUGUGCGGAACCAAGAGAUCUUUCUUCGAAGAACUUCCACCUUCUCCGCCACUCUCCAAGAGGCUCCGUUGCUCCUCUUCUCCGAUUCGCUUCCCUCCUCCCUCUCUCAUCGAUCAUCUUCGCCCUCUCUUUCCCCACAUGGACGACCUCGUCCUUGAGAGAGCUCUCCAGGAAUGUGGCAAUGAUAUAGAUGCUGCCAUCAAGAGGCUGAAUGAGCUUUGCUUGGGAACUGCAGAUGGAAAUGGAACUGUCGAAGAAUCGGAGGUUGUCGAUGCGGGUAAAUUGGAAGAUGAUGGAAAUGCUUCUGUUUCUCAGAGCCAGCCUGCUAUGAACAAUCUUCCUGCAGAUGGAGCAGAAUGGAUUGACUUUUUUGUUAGGGAGAUGAUGGUUGCUACUAGUGUUGAUGAUGCUAGAGCCCGUGCUGCCAGAAUGCUGGAGGUUCUUGAGAAAUCAAUCAGUGAAAGAGCAAGGGCCGAGGCAACUGAUGCGCUUCAGAAGGAAAAUUUGAUGCUGAAAGAGCAAAUUGAAGCCUUGAUUAAGGAGAAAAAUUCUUUUAAAAAUGCUUUUAAAAUCCAGCAUGAACGUUAUGCUGAUUAUGAUGUUAAGAACCAAGAGUUGCAGCAUUUGAAGCAAUUGGUGUCUCAAUACCAGGAGCAGAUCAGAACUCUUGAGGUGAAUAACUAUGCUUUGGGAAUGCAUUUGAAGCAGGCUCAACAGAGCAACCCCUUUCCUGGGCGCUUCCCUGAUGUCUUCUAAAAUGAAUGUGUAGAAUGUCAUAAUAAAAGGCAGCAAAUAGCUGCAUCAGGUUGAUUAAUUAUGUCGUGACUUUUUUUUCCUUUUUAUUUCCUAAAAAAAUCAAGCGUUGUUGUAGUUUGCCUAGCUUCUGUUGGUCAGAGCUUGAUUUCUGUUUUUAUAGUCGAGGGUUAUUCCAUUCCAUCAUAUCAACAUGGUAUACAAUUCGACAGUAUAAGAAUAUUUGUCAGUCAGUUCAAUUACUCCAGUUAUGCUCAUUACUGAGAUUCCGACA
Cajanus cajan (pigeon pea) is the source of this 1298-nucleotide messenger RNA. RefSeq lists its product as uncharacterized. The record is from RefSeq and is a predicted model, not a curated record. Lineage: Eukaryota; Viridiplantae; Streptophyta; Magnoliopsida; Fabales; Fabaceae. Gene Ontology annotation, molecular function: ubiquitin binding.